This is a messenger RNA of Moneuplotes crassus, 1624 nucleotides long. NCBI's taxonomy places the organism in Eukaryota, Ciliophora, Spirotrichea, Euplotida, Euplotidae. The record is from the annotation of a GenBank genome assembly.
AUGAGCCGGAAUCUCUUCAAAUCCGUUGGACCUCAGACUAACUCUACAUUAUAGUUCUGUACAGUUUCCUGGAGGAAGACCUAGCGGAUACCAAAAUCUCGACUGAGGACAUCCAUAAAUAUUACAAGUUUGGUAAAUAAAGUAGGAUGUGGGAAAUACGGAGUUGUAUCAGCUGGCUCAUCUCUGAUCUGUCCUGGAAAGGAAGUUGCAAUAAAAACUAUAAGUUUGAAAUACAUGGAGGGAAGACUCAACUUACUCAAACAAGAGAUAGUAUCACUUAAAUAGAGUUGAUCAUCCAAAUAUAGUGAAAAUAUUUGAAAUUUUUAAAAAUGACGAGAAGAUAUUCAUUGUCAUGGAGCUGGUCAAAGGAACUGAUCUUCUGGAGUAUCUCUGAUCAUUGAAGGAUAUGUCUGAGAACACUGCUUCUAAGAUUAUCAAGCAAGUCUUAAAAGCGAUCAGACAUAUGAACACUUUGAACCUGUGUCAUAGAGAUAUAAAACUGGAAAAUAUAAUGAUCGAUCCUGAAACAAUGCAAAUAAAAAUCGUUGAUUUUGGAUUUUCCAAAUUUUAUUCAAAGAAAGAACAACUUCAUACCAGAGUUGGGACUCCCUAUUAUAUUAGCCCAGAAGUUCUUAAAGGAUCUUAUGGAAAAGAAUGCGAUAUGUGGAGUAUAGGGAUUCUUACAUUUAUCUUGCUGACUGGAUUCCCUCCAUUUCAAACCAAUAAAGCAACUGAAAUUUAUAAGGUUAUACUGACAGAUGGGAUCCAGUACGACCUGAAAUUCUGGAGCACUAAGUCUGAAUGGUCUUUAAACUUCAUCCAGCAAUGAUUAUGGUACACACCAGACGAAAGGAUGACUCCUAAGGAUGCUCUAAAUCACCCUUGGAUCCUCCAAAGUGAGGAUAAAAACAUAAAAAUCGACAAAUCUUGAUAUAAAAUGCUAGUAAACUUCUACAGCAAUCCUUCUGGGCUGAAGAAGGAGAUCUUCCUGCUGCUGUCUGAUACUAUCAACCAAGAGAAUAAGUCUAAAUGGAACGAAAUUUUUGAAGCUAUUGAUGCAGAUAAUACUGGCCGAAUUAGAGUCAAAGACCUUCUUAAAAUGUUCGUAAAUUUUGGAUAUAAAAUCCCCAAAAAUUCCAAACUGAAGAAAAUGUAUAAACAGGAUCGGGAUAUUCAGAUAAAAUACUCUGAUUUUUUGGCAAAUAUGAUGAAAGCUAAGGAUGGAAUCACUGAUGAAGACCUUUAUCUGGCCUUCAGAAACCUGGAUACUGAAAAUGAGGGAAGAAUCACAAUCUCAAACAUCCAAAGUUAUAUCAAUCGGAAAGGAGAUGGAGGAGAUAGUAAAAGAGCAUCUCUGCUGAUGAAAGAAGUUGAUACUUCUCUUUCAUUACGACAAUCUGAGCGGGAAGAGUCUAAAGACACAGACUUAAAGUACUCUGAAAGAAAAGAGAUUAGCUUCAAUUCUUUUCGGGAUUACUUCAUCCAAAGCUCUAACCUCUCCCAACUUACUAAAGAGAGUGAGGACAAUUACAGUCAUCGAAAGUUAGCUUCGACCAUGGACCAUCGGAGCUGUCUCCAGGAGGAUUGGUUUGACUCAAAAUAAUAAUAACUAGAUAUUAAGUCC